AUGAGUGAGCGAGGGAAGGAGAAGACGCACGGCGUGUUCCAGUGCCUCUAUCGCGGGUUCAUCCACACAGAUUCCCCGGACGGCAAGUCCAUCCCUGGCGAGGCUGCCGUCCAGAAGGCUCACUCCAUGCUCAGUCGCAAACGCAUCAAGAAAACCCGAAAGCUACACCCGCUCUUCGGCCGCGGCUUUGACACGCCGCUGCUUAUGACCAUCCAGUCCGGUGCCGUGCGCGUCGAUCUGCCAAGCGAUGGGAAGACGCAGGGUGCAGUCGUCAUGAACUGCCAGCUGCAUAAGAUUGCGUUCAUCAGCCACGUUGCCAAUGCGGUCGGCAUUGUGGUGAAGCGGCCGGGCAACGGCAAGUUCAAGUGCCAUCUCUUUCUUCUCGACGACGAGGACGGGGCAGUGGAAGUGUGCCGAUUGCUCAAGAAGGUGACCAACGAAGCGUUCAAUAGGCUUCGUCGAGUGAGCUGCCGCCUGCGCAGUAAGCAAAUCAAGGAGGGUCCACCGGCUGUUGCAACACGCAAACCUUCGCUGGCAGAUGAAGAUCAGCCGUGGUUUCACGGGCCCUUGUCACGUGCGCACGCUGAAGAUAUUUUGCAAGACUAUGCAGCAAUUGAUGGCCUCUUUCUUGUUCGCCAACGUGAAGGCAAAGAGAAUGAGUUUGCUAUCAGCUUUGUGGUCGGCGGCAUGGUGUUCCACAAUCGUGUGGAACGCAACAAAGAGGGGCUCUACGUCAACAGCAAAGGCACCGUAUUUCCCAGUCUGCGGAUCAUGAUUUCUGAGUACCAGAAUCGCCAUCCUGACAUGCAGUGCAUCCUCACGGAAUUUGUUCCUCGGGACCGCGUUGGCGGAGGGGUGGAGUAUGCCAACGCGGCUGUCAUUAAUCAAGCACGCAAGACGAAGAAGCAGGCGUCGUUCUCGCGGUGGAGCGAAUCGGAUGUGCGGCAGGUGCUGGAGAACCUCGACCAGCUUGAUCUCGACGGCGACGAUGCACCGCAGGACGACACGCCAAAGGUCGAGGACCUCAAGGUGGCACCCUCUGACGUGCAAUUUGACCCCAUUUUCGAUGACGUUCGCUUCGGGUAUGUGGACUCGGUCGUAUGGUCACACCGCACUGUUCCUCAAGGCUUCCAAUUCGGCAACGAGUUUGUGUCGCUUGUGAUGAGUGGAAACACCGAAGUGAUUGAACCGUCAGAGGAUGUGAACUUGGACAGCGAGUGCUUUGAUCUCUCGUCCAUGAUGACCCACCUCGACCAAGAGGACGAGUGCUGA
Salpingoeca rosetta is the source of this 1272-nucleotide messenger RNA. RefSeq lists its product as uncharacterized. Bases 1 to 1272 code for a protein of 423 amino acids. The transcript has 14 exons. Lineage: Eukaryota; Choanoflagellata; Craspedida; Salpingoecidae. The record is from RefSeq and is a predicted model, not a curated record.